UUUCUCUCUUUUUUUUCGUCCUGCCUUUUAAUUUUUCCCCCCUUUUGGCAGGUGGUUGAUGGGAACCACAUGACGGUUCAGCCCUGAAGUCUUUUUUCCCCCCAGGACUGUGUGUGUGUGUGUGUGUGUGUGUGUGUGUAGCAUGAGCUCGGCGCCUCAUUGAAACCAGCUUGUCUAAAAGGGAAGUCAACCCCUUCUCAGUUCCCUCCAGUCCGGGACGGCCCUCGUGAAGAGCUUGACACAGCUCCAACCUCCUGGCAGAGAAGCGGAGCAGGGGAACAGGGCGAAGAAAGCAAGGAGAGGCAGAAGGGACCAGGCUCUUGGCUGGAGAAGAAAGCCUCCCCACAUCACGACCCCCAGGACCCCAUUCUGACCCAAAGCCUAGCCGUUCUUGCCAUGGACCAUCUUCUUCUCCUGUUUCCUGUCUUGGGUCUGGUGAGCAGCAGUAUCCCCUUUGCACAGAGAGGCUUCUGGGAUUUCUCCAUGGACGAUGCCCAGGCUGUUCCCCCAGAGGAGGAAGAGGCUUCGGGGAUCUUCCCUACUUCGGGGGCUGCAGAGGCGGAGGAUGCCUACCCCUUCUAUCCAGGCCUCUGUCCCUUUGGCUGCCAUUGCCAACUGAGGGUGGUCCAGUGCUCUGACCUCGGCCUCAAAGAAGUGCCCAAAGAAAUUUCGUCGGACACCAGUUUGCUAGAUCUGCAGAACAACCAGAUUACAGAGCUGCGCAAAGAUGACUUUAAGGGGCUGCAUCAACUAUAUGCUCUGGUACUGGUGAACAACAAGAUCUCCAAGAUCCACCCUAAAGCCUUCAGUCCCCUCCACAAGCUCCAGAAGCUCUACAUUUCCAAGAACAACUUGGUGGAGAUCCCUCCUAACCUGCCCAACUCCUUGGUUGAACUCCGCAUCCAUGAAAACAGGAUCAAGAAGGUCUCCAAAGAUGUCUUCAAUGGGCUCAACAACAUGAAUUGCAUUGAGAUGGGAGGGAACCCCCUUGAGAACAGUGGAUUUGAACCCGGAGCCUUUGAUGGCUUGAAGCUGAAUUACUUGCGAAUCUCAGAAGCAAAGCUCACGGGGGUACCCAAAGAUCUGCCUGAAACUCUUCAUGAGCUACAUCUGGACCAUAACAAAAUCCAAGCGAUCGAAUUGGAAGACCUGAUCCGUUACUCCAAACUCUACAGGCUGGGCCUGGGACACAACAGCAUCCGCAUGAUCGAGAACGGCAGCUUGGCUUUCUUGCCUGCCUUGCGCGAGUUGCAUCUGGACCACAACAAGCUCUCGCGGGUCCCUCCCGGACUGCCUAACCUGAAGUUCCUGCAGGUGGUGUACCUGCACUCCAACAACGUUUCAAAGAUCGGCGUGAACGACUUCUGCCCCGUUGGCUUUGGCGUCAAGCGGGCUUCCUACCAUGGCAUCAGCCUGUUUGGCAAUCCUGUGCCUUACUGGGAAGUCCAGCCGGCCACCUUCCGUUGCGCGACCGACCGCCUGGCCAUCCAGUUCGGAAACUACAAAAAAUAAAGAAACAAGAGGAGGGUCAUGGGGAGGGGAGGGGAGGGGAGGGACAAACAGGAAGCCAAUUGGGGAAACCAAGGGGAGGGGAAAGCAGGGACCAUUCUGGGAGCAGAGGGGAUCAGUGGGGAAGAUGCAGAGCGGGAAGAGCAGACAGGGGCAGAUGGAAAGGCCAAGUCAACCACAGCUGAGGAUCUUCCCAGGGAUGUCAAAGAGGGAGCAGAAAAAUGAAGGAAACGGGCCCCAGUUAUUCCCCGCGGGGACCAGUUUUUCAGCCAGCCUAGACAUCAGCCCUGCUUUUCAAACAAAUUAUAAUAGGAAAGCAAGCAGGAAAGGAUAUUCCUCUGGAAGAGGCCACCAGUGCCGUGCUUGGGGAAUCAAGGCGGAGGAUUCUGGGGUGCCCCCUCCAUUUGCAGGGGUGCAUUAGAAGUAGCGCAGAACUGGCCCAUCUCGAUGGGCCUAUAAAGUUGGGAAGGGCAAGGAGGCAUAAGGGCUAGAGCCCUGGGCAGUACGAGGAGGUUCUCUGCCAUCCAAAGCAGCCAUGGCGAGACAUCAGGUGCUGGACGGGCGGAUUCACAUGUUAUCCGCAAGUACAGUCAAUUUCACGCUCC
This is a messenger RNA of Sphaerodactylus townsendi, 2114 nucleotides long. It is a transcript of the gene BGN, whose product is annotated as biglycan. Bases 397 to 1512 code for a protein of 371 amino acids. The transcript has 8 exons. Gene Ontology annotation, molecular function: protein binding. NCBI's taxonomy places the organism in Eukaryota, Metazoa, Chordata, Lepidosauria, Squamata, Sphaerodactylidae. The record is from RefSeq and is a predicted model, not a curated record.